Fusarium subglutinans is the source of this 1767-nucleotide messenger RNA. RefSeq lists its product as uncharacterized. Lineage: Eukaryota; Fungi; Ascomycota; Sordariomycetes; Hypocreales; Nectriaceae. The record is from RefSeq and is a predicted model, not a curated record. The coding region runs from base 1 to 1767 and encodes 588 amino acids. The transcript has 3 exons.
AUGCAAUACGAUAAGGUGGACGAGACACUGCGAGACUUGAGAGAUCAGCUCUGUCAGUACGACUCCACACUGGCGGCGGCGCGAGAGCUUAGUGAUGGGAAUGAUGAGCCAUCUCAAGAGCUUGCCGCUGAGAUUCUUGGUUGGCUUAUGCAGGAGAACCCUCGAGUAAGGUUUUUCGUGCAGGCCAUGGGUCAUGAAAUGACUCCUGCAUCAGAGCAGACGAUUUCGAGGCUCAACGUAGGGGAUCCGAAAGAUCCCUUGACAGCUAGAAUGAGCCAGGUCGCAACUCAGGGACCAGGUCAUGAGGAGCUCAUCGAGCAGAUCGAUAGGUUGGAGGCUGCUGUUGUUAACGGUGACAGGCAUCCAAAUGAAAGACUUGGAGGCACAACUUCGACAACCGACACAACUAUCGAAGAGUACCAGCGAUCACGAGAGGCACACCAAUCGGAGCUUGACACUCUCCGAAAAGAGCUCGAUGCUAGAGAUUCUAAUAUUCGAGAUCUGACCGCUCAGGUUACCAGCGAAAGGGAGAAGCUUGGCGAACAUGAAGACUUGGUCAAUAGUCAACAGCUCCUGAUUAAAGAGCGAGACGAGGCACGCACUGAGGUCGAAUAUUACCGCCGACUCGCCGAUUCGAUAAAGGUUUCGUCAGAUAAAUGGAUGAACCUUUGCUCAAAGCGCGACAGAACAAUCCUCAGAUUCGAAAGCCAGGUCGCGGAUCUCGAGCAACAGUUGAAAGCGACAAGAACCCAAGAGACAACACGGGAAAGAGCCGGAGAUGAUUUGUCGGAUGAGCUCCGCCAUGUCCAACAAACUAUUCAAGAGCAAGGUCGAUCUCUUGAUAGUCCCCAGCAGUCCUUCAAUGCAUACGGCAAUGAGGCGAGAGGUUACGCAGAACUCACCGAUUGGAACGAAAGCCUGAAAGGCCAAGUCAACUCUUUGUCGAAUCAGGCGACACAUUACAAGAACAGGAGUGACAAAUACAAGUCAGCCUUGAACGAAGCGAAGCAGGCUCCCAGCGCUAUGGCGAAAUUACUCAUGGCCCAGUGUCCUUCAGGCGUCGAGUGGCCGGAAAUCAUUGAAAGCAUCGACUGGAACACUGAGUUGGUAGUGGCACUUCCUACUCAGAACCCAUGGAAGGUCCAGGAGACCUGGUCUAAAGAUCCAAUGUUGGCAGUGGGCGAGAGGACAGAGAGUCUUACUGCCUUGCUACUUCAGAUCGUGGCUUCUGUUGAAUCGAGAUCGCUUGUUGGUAUGGUCAGCUGCUCAGUGGCCAUACAGCAGAAGCUGGAUGGAGACUGUGCAUGCAUCAUCCCAGUUUUGAAACUGUUUCUCGAUACAGUAUCUGUCUGUAUUCAGGUUGAAGGUGUGCACGCCUUCCAAAUCUUCCUCCUACUCCAGGUCUCUGAGAGGAUUGGGCGAGCAUGGCCUGUGUUACAGGAUGAAGUCAAUGAAUUGGCCAACCGUGGUGGUAGUCAUGAGAGAAUCUCAUCCGUGUCUCGCUCUGUCACAUUGUGGGGUCAGGGUCAGCGACUGGUAUGUGAAACAUCACUCCAUCGUCAGGACUGGACCCUCGUUGGGUUCUUCAGGAAGCCUAAUGGUAUCUUGUUGCUUGGAGACUCUGAGCUUCGAUGGGCAGAUCACCACUUUUUGGAGAUCGAUCACGAUGGCAUCACUGCCACCAUCACUAUCGGCGAAGGGGAAGAUGAGAUUGAGUUUGUAGUCGAAGGGCAGGAGUGGAAUUGGUGGAUAGAUCAUAUUGUGUAG